Molecule: messenger RNA, 1236 nt
Organism: Paramecium tetraurelia
Lineage: Eukaryota; Ciliophora; Oligohymenophorea; Peniculida; Parameciidae
Exons: 3
Molecular function (GO): phosphoprotein phosphatase activity
Source: RefSeq, a predicted model, not a curated record
AUGAGUUUAUCUAGGAAUGGAUCCAAGUUUUCAAGACAUGAUCGCAUCGCAAAUUCUUAGAUAAUAGAUUUGAAGAAGAGCAAAAUGUAUCCAUCUUCAUCCAAGAAUUCUGAUCAACCCGGGGGGUUUUUUCUGAGUUUAGCAAAUAUGAAAGCUCCUGAUUAUGGGUAAGCAUAACUCUUAAAUAAUGAUGCCUUGAAGAGCAAAAUAAAAGAGAAAAGAAAUUAAAAAUCAAUAGAUAAUGACACAAUGUUGAAUAAAUUUGUUACUAGAGUUGAGACCAAAUUGAUUUAAUCGCCAUUGAAGAAGAAAGUAAUGGCCAUUGAUCCAAAAAUUGACAUGCCCGCUCAAAUCAAACCAUACUCACUCACUCCUUAAUCUCGAUUGCAAUCAUUUCGUAUCGCAAGUCCUUCAUCAAAGCCUAGAUCACAGAGCCAAAAUAAAAGAAACGAAAUCUAUUACCUAAGCAAACUCUAAAGGGCUUUCGAUACCAAUGGUUCAGACUACUUCUCUCGCAUGUAUCGUGAACACUUCCAUCAAACUUAUUAGGGAUUAAAUUGUAGAUUUUUUCCUCAAAAUAACAAUGAUUAUAAUCGAUCUCACAAAUUACCAAAGAAACAUUAAAGAUAACUCACUUUGUUCUUUGAUUUAGAUGAAACAUUGGUGCAUUGCAAUGAAACACCCUCGAUUCCCUGCGACGUUGUUUUGGAAAUCAAUGUCUCUAAACAUCAAAUUGUGAAGGCAGGAAUUAACGUAAGACCAUAUGCCAAAGAAAUGUUAAAAAAUCUCUCAAACCAUUUUGAAAUAAUCGUCUUUACAGCUUCCCAUAGUUGCUAUGCAGAAAAGGUUUGCAAUCAUUUAGACCCCGAUUCCACCAUUAUAAGUCAUCGAUUAUUUCGAGAAAGUUGCACUUAAACUAAUACUUCCUUAUACACUAAAGACUUGAGAGUAUUUUGUGACAAUACAAACAGAUCGUUAAGUUAGGUCGCUUUGAUUGACAAUGCCUCAUAUUCUUAUGCUUGGCAAUUGGAGAAUGGGAUACCAAUACUUCCUUUCUACGAUAAUAAAGACGAUAGAGAAUUGAUAGAGUUGGAGAAAUACUUGAAAAACAUGAUUGGCGUAUCUGAUAUAAGAGAAUAUAAUAGAAACAAUUUAAAACUGCAUUUGUUUGUAGAUCAACGUGGACCUUAUAAAGUAUUGGAGAAUCUAUUUGGUAAACCACAAUAACUUUUAUGA